Messenger RNA from Ipomoea triloba (trilobed morning glory), 1110 nucleotides. RefSeq names its product probable histone H2A.3. The transcript is spliced from 3 exons. The record is from RefSeq and is a predicted model, not a curated record. The coding region runs from base 85 to 483 and encodes 132 amino acids. NCBI's taxonomy places the organism in Eukaryota, Viridiplantae, Streptophyta, Magnoliopsida, Solanales, Convolvulaceae. Gene Ontology annotation, cellular component: nucleosome. Gene Ontology annotation, molecular function: structural constituent of chromatin; protein heterodimerization activity; DNA binding.
AGUAACAGUAUUGGUUAACCGCUUGUAUUUCACAGCGAAAUCCCUCUUUUGUACCCUUUGUUGAGUGGUAAUACUGAAACAGCAAUGGCGGGUCGUGGCAAAACCCUUGGUUCCGGAGCGGCCAAGAAGGCCCAGUCUCGUAGCAGCAAGGCCGGUCUCCAGUUCCCCGUCGGUCGUAUCGCCCGUUUCCUCAAGGCCGGCAAGUACGCCGAGCGUGUCGGUGCCGGAGCUCCCGUCUAUCUCGCCGCCGUCCUCGAAUACCUCGCUGCUGAGGUGCUUGAAUUGGCUGGAAAUGCUGCGAGGGACAAUAAGAAGACUAGGAUCGUGCCGAGGCACAUCCAAUUGGCUGUGAGGAACGAUGAGGAGCUGAGCAAGCUGCUUGGAGAUGUGACUAUUGCCAAUGGUGGUGUGAUGCCGAACAUUCACAACCUCUUGCUUCCGAAGAAGGCUGGUGGCUCCUCAAAGCCGGCUGACGAGGAUUAGAUGGAUCGAUGCCAGAUUUUUGUCUUGUUUGGGUACUUUAGUGGCUCACUUGCUCCAGAAUUGCAGCUAUGUACAAUAAGAUGGGAACUUUAUGAUAGUGUGAAGGCACAACCACUUGCUGUGAAAAACUUUAUGAUACCUUAUUAUGAUAGUGUGAAGGCACAACCACUUGCUGUGAGGAACAGUGAAGAGCAUAGUAGCACUGCUUGGAUAUUACUAUGGUGGUAUAAUGUUCCCAAUAGACCAGGAGCCAGUUAUGGCCUGCUGAUAAUGCCUGGUUAGAUGAGAGAAACAGCAUAUGUGAACUCUGGUUUUUCUUCAUUAUCAGUGUCUCUAACCAUCAAUCCCCAUUCUUGGCUAUUAACAUGAUAUGGGCUGUGCUGUCACUGAUUAUCAAAUAAUAACUGGUUGUAUGCUUAAGCCAAAGUUUUGUAUAGCUGUGCUUCAAAUAAAGUAGGGUCUAAUGAAGUGUCAUGGAUGAUCCAUUAUAGUAGGUUUUAUGAUUCUUGAUUGCAUGAGCACAUGCUUUAUUAGUUUGAGGUUUAAGGGUGUGUUCAGGUAGAGGGAAAUAUUUUGGAAAAACAGAGUUUGUACUAAAGUUUGAAAUGGCAUUCUUCAAAAGUAAAA